Bactrocera oleae (olive fruit fly) is the source of this 2378-nucleotide messenger RNA. RefSeq names its product Chorion protein c at 7F (gene Cp7Fc). The record is from RefSeq and is a predicted model, not a curated record. NCBI's taxonomy places the organism in Eukaryota, Metazoa, Arthropoda, Insecta, Diptera, Tephritidae.
CCUCUUCAAAAAAAAUUACAAAAACAGCGUUGGGUUUGUACUUGCAAGUGGAUAUAACCACUUAAGUUCAGCUAAGAAAGAAGUAAGAAUUAAGAUUUAUUGAUAUAUACAGAAAUAUAGUAACACAUCUCCCAACCCUCUUAAUGUUGUUGGUGAGAUAUUCUUGGUCAACAUUUGAUCAAACAAUCAAGAGAAUAUGUUUUCUUGUAAUAUGUUACUACAGUUAUUGCAAAGAGCCAAUCGGGUACGAGUAUAUUUUACAGACUUCUUAGAUAUGUAUAUUAUUUUUUAUAUGUGCGCCAAAUCAAUUUAAAAUAUAAACAAAAAAUUUAGUGUUGUGUCAAGUUUGGUUCUUGCAUAAUAUUUACACUCACACGAAUGUAUCUGCAAGAAUAUGUUUAGAUGAGUAUAUUUUAUUAUAAAAUUAUAUGUGCAGCGAAGGCCUUUAUGCCCAAAUUUACGGAAGAAUAAAAAUGCUCGAUUUACAAACGAGAAUUAUUCAACAAUUUCAAAACAAAACCAACGGCGACUUCAAACCAUACAUAGUAACGCAAGAAAAAACGCAUCACAAGCACGUCUGCUUAGAGAAAAAUAAAAUUGAAGAAUGAAAGUCAGACGCAAGAACUAUGUAAACGUGGUGAAAAAAAGUUACUUUUGCUCCGUUGUGGGUUUUAUGCUUUCGAGAUGCAUAUCAAUUCAGAUAUUUAAGACAAUACUUGAUAGUGAUUUGGUUCAGUUGGAAAUAUGAAAUUGUACUGAGCUAAAAUCAAUUGUUUUUUGUUUUUUUUUGCUUUUGAUUUUCUUGCUGCGAUACAAGAGAAAGCUAAUAUGACGGCCGAGCGUGGUGAAUGCGCGUGGCGGUUCAGCAUUGUUUUGAUGGUUUUGCUACUGCGGCAUUCCAGCGCCUUGAAUGUCAGCACCAUUGAACUUAACGCACCAGCCAAAAGUAGUGACGAUAAAUAUGAUUUCGUUGAUGUGGCACAACAGCAUGGUGAGGGCAGCCAAAGUGAAACGGGACAGACAUCACGCUUCUUCACUUCCGGUGAUGUGGAUGAAGCGUUUUGGUUAGAACAUUUAGGUGAAGAUUUCAAGAAUGCCAUACACCUACAGGUGGGCGGUGAAGAACGUUAUAAUGGCGUCUACAAUAUGAGCGAAAAUGGUUCCGCUUACAAAGUACAAGAUGAGUUCAUAAACAAACCAGUGUUACGAAAUGAGUUUAAAACACCUACAACUAAUGAAAAGACAACCGAGGAAAAGAAUAAAAAGAAAGCAAAGGCUGAUUGCACCAAGAAAUCACGAAAAAUACGUCGAAAGCAAAAGGCUGAACCGAAAGCAGGAAACGAUGCAACCACUAUCGAAUCGAUAACGCACGAUAAAAAUACGAAACAAGAACAAACCGAAUCGGAUAUUACAUCGAAGCAAUCAUAUAGUGGUACUGGUCAAUGCUACAAUAAUGUGGUAGACAAAAACGAUUACAAAGAAGAUCUGAAGAAAUAUAAAAAAUUCCAGCACAUUAACUUAAAAUACGCACCAGAAUAUACUCAAACAGCGGCCAAAAAGAGUCAAUAUCCAAAUGACACAUCAAUUAUGAAUCAAGCGCUUGAAGAAACACCUGUGGUGGUUAAUUUGCCAGAGUCGAGUAAAAUUAUCGAAUUGGAAACGAAUGAUGCACCAGUGCUGGUCAAAAUGCCACCGGUGAUAUAUCAUCGCAAACCGAUAAAUGUUACAGAUCCAGAAAACUAUACAGAAAAUACACAAACACAAUCCACACAACUCCAGAAAGAGCAGACACUGGUCGGAGAGCAGACACAAAGCGUAAAUACACAAUACACUCAACAUCCAUACUCUGCAAUGACAUAUGAACAACAACAACACUACCAACAAUUGGAACAGUACUCACCAAACACAAAUUUCGCACAAACACAACAACACACACAAUACCCAUUGCAAAUGCAAGGCUCACAAUAUCCCACACAAUACCAACAAACAACACUAUAUGACCAACAACAACACCCACAACAACAAUACUCAUCACCAACAUCAUACCCAACUCCGAAUUAUUAUAAUCAGGGUGUAUAUCCACCCGAUAUGGGAUCUAUGCCCAUGCAACAACCCAAUGGGCACCUUAAGGCCAACAACAUAAUAAAAUCCCGUUAUACGUAUAAUAAACGCUCGGUUUCUCCUUAUGGUGAAUACAGUAUGCAACAGACACAACCGGCUACUACUUAUCAGGAGUAUAACCGCAGUAGCCGUUCGAAUGGAGUGCUCUACCAAGAGGGCUUGUAGUGGCGUUAGCAUUAAAGUACUAAGUUAUUUAUCUAAUUAAGUUUUUAAGUAUGUAAGACUGAGAUAAUAAGCAAAUAAAUGAAAAUAAUAAA